Hemibagrus wyckioides is the source of this 1902-nucleotide messenger RNA. RefSeq lists its product as uncharacterized. Lineage: Eukaryota; Metazoa; Chordata; Actinopteri; Siluriformes; Bagridae. The record is from RefSeq and is a predicted model, not a curated record. Bases 1 to 1902 code for a protein of 633 amino acids. The transcript is spliced from 2 exons.
AUGCCCUUCCGGGCCAACAGCACUACGUUCUCCACCGUGUUGACAAACAUCACCACCGCGCUGUUCAUCCUGGACGCCGCCAGAACGUUCCGAUGCCCGACCACCUCCCCUGCGGCCAGGCAGCACUCCCCCACCCCCGCCCUGGUAACCACUCCCCCACCCCCGCCCUGGAGAAUCACCACACUUCAGUUUCAUAUCAAAGCUGAACAUCUCCUCUUCCCCUGCUACACCUGCUCCAUUAAUAAGAAGGACACUCCGCCUCACCUUUACACUCCGCCUCACCUUUACACUCCGCCUCACCUUUACACUCCGCCUCACCUUUACACUCCGCCUCAGCCUUACACUCCGCCUCACCUUUACACUCCACCUCAGCCUUACACUCCGCCUCACCUUUACACUCCGCCUCACCUUUACACUCCGCCUCAGCCUAACACUCCGCCUCACCUUUACACUCCACCUCACCUUUACACUCCACCUCAGCCUCACACUCAGCCUCACCUUUACACUCCACCUCAGCCUUACAAUCCGCCUCACCUUUACACUGUGCCUCACCUUUACACUGUGCCUCAGCUUUACACUCAGCCUUACACUCCAUCUCAGCCUCACACUCCGCCUCACCUUUACACUCCACCUCAGCCUUUCACUCCGUCUCACCUUUACACUCCACCUCAGCCUUUCACUCCGUCUCACCUUUACACUCCACCUCAGCCUUUCACUCCGUGUCACCUUUACACUCAGCCUCAGCCUUACAAUCUGCCUCACCAUUACACUGCGCCUCAGCCUUACACUCCACCUCACCUUUACACUGCGCCUCAGCCUUACACUCCACCUCACCUUUACACUCCACCUCACCUUUACACUCCGCCUCAGCCUUACACUCUGCCUCACCUUUACACUGUGCCUCAGCUUUACACUCAGCCUUACACUCCAUCUCAGCCUCACACUCCGCCUCACCUUUACACUCCACCUCACCUUUACACUCCACCUCACCUUUACACUCCACCUCAGCCUUACACUCCACCUCACCUUUACACUCCACCUCAGCCUUUCACUCCGUCUCACCUUUACACUCCACCUCAGCCUUUCACUCCGUCUCACCUUUACACUCCAUCUCAGCCUCACACUCCACCUCACCUUUACACUGUGCCUCAGCCUUUCACUCCGUCUCACCUUUACACUCCACCUCAGCCUUUCACUCCGUCUCACCUUUACACUCCAUCUCAGCCUUUCACUCCGUCUCAGCCUCACACUCCACCUCAGCCUUUCACUCCGUCUCACCUUUACACUCCAUCUCAGCCUCACACUCCACCUCACCUUUACACUCCACCUCAGCCUUUCACUCCGUCUCACCUUUACACUCAGCCUCAGCCUUACAAUCUGCCUCACCGUUACACUCCGCCUCAGCCUUACAAUCUGCCUCACCGUUACACUGCGCCUCAGCCUUACACUCCACCUCACCUUUACACUCCACCUCACACUCUGCCUCACCUUUACACUCCACCUCAGCCUUACAAUCCACCUCACCUUUACACUGCGCCUCAGCCUUACACUCCGCCUCACCUUUACACUCCACCUCACACUCCGCCUCACCUUUACACUCCACCUCAGCCUUACACUCAGCCUCACCUUUACACUCCGGCUCAGCCUUACACUCCGCCUCACCUUUACACUCCACCUCACCUUUACACUCCGCCUCACCCUCCACCUCACUCUCAUUCUCCACCUCACCCUCACACUCCGCCUCACUCUCACGCUCCGCCUCACACUCCACCUCACUCUCACACUCCGCCUCACCCUCUGCCUCAGUCAAUAAACAAGCUGUGUUUGGAUGAUUGUCUCAGAUUUCCAUGUUUGUUGAGUGAAGUGGUUCUAAAACUCUUGCCUCCACACAUUAGGACAUAA